ACACAUGUGAUUAACGACCGGAAGGUGUGGGAUGGGUUUCGCACAAGCAAGCACCCAAGUAGGACCGUACUUUGCUCUCCAUGCGACAUGCUGCUUGACUAUACGACAGACAUUUAUUCAGCCAUUCAGGAGCAUUUCUGACAUCUCCGAUGUAGAUGGGACGGCAGACAUUCAGCUUCCAGCAUCAUGGACUGCCACAUUCGGCAACGGAAACACUCAAGCGAUAAACGUAUAUGUUGGAUAAGGAUGCCUACAUAACCAGGCUACCAUGGAAAACAUGAUUUAAAAGCGGAUUUUCUUUAUUGAAGUAGUUUUUUCAGGUUUUUUUUUUUAGGAGCAGAACCAUGUAUUCUCCUCUCUUGUUCUUCAUUGUCCUCAAUGGCAUCUUCCUGGCAUAUGCCUACAGUGGAUGGAGCAAGUUGAAUAGCAUCCCACGAAGAACUAUUCAGUAUGAAGACAACCAUGUGAUCACAUUUAAAGAGAAAGGUGUUUGGAAUUACUCCACAAUGCUGAUACGGGAAGAUCUGGGUUUACUGGUGUUGGGGGCAAGAGAGGCCGUCUACGCCCUUGACAUCAAUGAUGUCUCCAUUGCCAAAGCUAAGGUGCUUUGGAAAGUUACAGAGGAGAAACAAAAGGAGUGCACCUCUAAAGGAAAACAUCCUGAUAUCGACUGUCGUAACUACGUACGGAUGCUGCAUCAAAUGAACGAUGGUGUGAUGUACGUGUGCGGGACAAAUGCCUUUAGCCCCACCUGUGAUUUCAUAACGUAUGGUGAUGGGGAGUUGAAACUGGAGGGAAGGCAGGAAGACGGGAGGGGGAAAUGUCCUUUCGAUCCAUUUCAGAGAACCUCUUCCAUCAUGGUUGAUCAAGACUUGUAUUCUGCCACUUCCUUAAACUUUCUGGGUUCGGAGCCGGUCAUUCUCCGCACCUCUUCCACUACACUGCGGACAGUGUUUAAGAGCUCUUGGCUCAAUGAGCCAAACUUCGUCUACAUGGACGUGGUCCCAGAAAGCGAGGACAGUGUUGAGGGUGACGAUGACAAGGUCUACAUGUUUUUCAGUGAGAACGCUGUUGAGUAUGAUUUCUACAACAAGCUUGUGGUGUCGCGUGUUGCCAGAGUCUGCAAGGGUGAUAUGGGUGGUCAAAGAACCCUUCAGAGGAAAUGGACCUCUUUCUUGAAGGCUCGUCUGGACUGCUCUGUCCCUGAGCCCAGCCUGCCCUACGUCAUACAGGACGUCUUUCAUGUCCGCCACAAGAAAUGGAGGAAGAGUGUCUUUUACGCUGUCUUCACCUCUCAGUCGAGCUCAACGGAUCAGUCUUCGGCGGUAUGUGCGUAUAAUGUGACUGAUAUCAGCGAGGUGUUCUCACGUGGCAAAUUUAAGACAGAGGUGACGGUGGAAAUGUCUGAUGUAAAGUGGGUCAUGUACAAUGGAGAACUUCCUGUCCCUCGACCAGGAGCUUGUAUCAACAACGCAGCGAGGAGUUCAGGAAUAAUGCGGUCGCUGGACCUCCCUGAUAAAACCCUACAGUUCAUCCGAGACCGUCCCCUAAUGGACGACGCCGUCCGUCCAAUCACAGGCAAGCCCCUGCUGCUCAAGAGGGGCCCGCUGUUGACCCGUCUCGUCGUAGACGAUGUAACUGCAUCGGAUGGACAAUCCUAUCCUGUGAUGUUUAUCGGCACAGAAAACGGUUAUGUGCAGAAAGCAGUGAACUAUGAUGGAGAAAUGCACAUUAUUGAAGAAGUAAAACUGUUUGAGAACGCCGAGCCAAUUGACGUCCUAAGGCUUCACCAGAAUCAGUUGUAUGCUGGCUCCGCGUCAGGGGUUGUUCAGAUGCCGGUUAGCAACUGCAGUCGUUAUUCGUCCUGUCUGGACUGUCUGCUGGCCAGAGACCCUUAUUGUGGCUGGGACGUCCCAGCUCAGCGGUGCUCUAGAGUUGCCACAUCACCUGAAGAUGUAAAAAGCAAUCUAAUACAAAGUCUAAAGGACGGGGAUGCCACUCGAUGCCCAACAACAGCUCCUUUAGAACCAAAGAUACGCACCCUCAUUCUGGGAAACAACAUAAGGUUGCUGUGUCAUCCAGACUCGAACUUGGCUCAGGUCAACUGGAACUUUGCUGGAAAGCCGCUCCUCUACUCAAGCAGGAAGUAUACAAUUUAUAAUGACGGCAUCCUUAUUUACAAUGCCUCAAUUGCUGAUGCCGGACUCUACACCUGUGCGUCAGUUGAGCGGGCGAAGGGGAAAGACUACACCCAGACGCUGGCUGUUUAUGACUUGCGUGAACAAUCAGCAGUAGUCGUGACAGAUAAGAUUAAGACCACAUUGAGAUUCCUUCCAGAAAGCUAUACGCCAUCAUCAGAUUUGCAUAAACCUGAAGAUCCUUCAUUGUAUUUAAAAAAUCAGAGCAGUGAUAGUAAAUGGAUAGUAAUGCAAGUGGUGUUGGCUGUUCUGUCUGUUAUGAUGGCAUGUCUGCUGAUCUGGAACCUGUAUAUGGGACACAUCUCUCCAUUUAUGUGCUGUGGGAGACAACCAGUCAAAAGCCCCAGGAGGGAAAGCCUUCCAAAGAGGGAAUACAUGCACACAGAAAAUGAUGCUGUGGACAGUAAACAGCAAACGGUCAUGUUGUGUCUCACAACGAACAGUGAUCUAGAAGCACCUAGCUUCCACAGGAAUACCACUAAUGGGGAUAUGCCAAUGGACGUUCAGAUUUUUAAAUACAUUACGGACGAGUCUGAGAUUUAAGAUUUUUUUUUGUGUGCGUGAUCAUUUUGUAUAAUUUUUAUACUUAUUUAUUUUUCAGUAAUAAUAAAAAAUUAAAAAAUGUUUUUUCUUUUAUGCAAAAUUAGUUUAACAUGCAAUGUA
Labeo rohita (rohu) is the source of this 2861-nucleotide messenger RNA. RefSeq lists its product as uncharacterized. The record is from RefSeq and is a predicted model, not a curated record. NCBI's taxonomy places the organism in Eukaryota, Metazoa, Chordata, Actinopteri, Cypriniformes, Cyprinidae. Gene Ontology annotation, molecular function: chemorepellent activity; semaphorin receptor binding. Gene Ontology annotation, biological process: negative chemotaxis; neural crest cell migration; axon guidance. Bases 345 to 2741 code for a protein of 798 amino acids. The transcript is spliced from 15 exons.